UGCUCGGAUUCUGCUGCGGUUGAGAAAGCUUUCCGAAUCGCUUCGUAUGCCACAGCAAACCCAGAGUCGGUGCGCUGCAGUUCGGACGCGGUUUUCUUCCUCUUUUCACUGAUCGAUGUGUGUAUGGAUUGUAUUUUGACUGCGGCUUUGAAAUCUCGAUUGUUAUUUUGUUUAACGGGACGUCUCGACGUUUUUCACGAAACUUAAAUUGGAACUAGCGAAUCGUUGGGGCAUUUGUGUGAAAGAUGUGUUGUUGCCAGCCGGUUCCGAAGUGCACAUUUUCGCGAGUUUGAUUCAGUGGUCACCUUUUGCUACGCGGAAAGUCUCCGGAGAGUCGAGAGAUGAAAUUCUGACGCUGAUGAGAAUCCGGUGCUGGCGAAGAUGAAUGAUGGCAAUACAGCUUCCAAGAUGAGGAAACGGAAAAUCGAAUAACUUCUCAUUUCCAGUGGCUGACAAUUGCGCAAGUUUAUAUAGAUAUAUAUUUUUGUUACAGCUGAAGAAAUAGAAAUACGUGAUUGUGCCAAAAUGAACGGGAAAAUAAUUACAAUUUCUCCCCCGAGGAAAAUGCAUCACGGAUUGUGUGCGAAGUGAGAUGAAGUGAAUUUCCAGACAUGAAUGUUGGAAGCUAAAAUGGAAGUGUCAUCGGAAGAAACGGAGUAAUGUUUGUGUUGCAGUGGAAGUCGAUCUAUUUUGGAAUACGUGAAUGAACUACUAGGGUAUCGAAUAUUGCCCAAUUUUAUUACAAGUUUGUGCUUGUGUCAAUUCUCGCUGGAUCAGUUGCCAAAGACCCCACUUUCGAAUGGUGGGCGCGAAGAGUUAAGUGCAGUGUCAAAAGUGAUGUGAUAAUAUUGUUGGAAAGCCUCGGCAAAGCGCGCAGAUUGAAGAGAGCAGUUACAGUAACCGUCUCAUCAUCACCGCGAAAGGUGUCGAAUUUCAACCGACAAAUAUUUUGUACCGCAAAACGAAGCGUUUGAACGACGGUGAACCCUACAGAAGACCCCCCCCCACUCCUACUUCCAACCAAACGCAAGUGAGUGUCGGCAAGUGACAAGUUGUUUGUUUGGGUGGUAGUGAGCGAUGAGUGAUCGGCCGGGAAGGCAAGAGAAGAAAGUGCAUGAAAAUUUGGUUUCUGACCUGUUGUUUGCUGGAGUAAUCGUGAGCUGAUAACGAUGAACGUGGGACAACAUAGCGGUCCUGGGCCGCCACUGAAUCGUAGCGGUUGCUCGGAUCGCUCGGUUACUGGCCCCUCCUGUCGGGCACUGCGUACGGCCGUGUCCGCUCUCUACUGUUUGGAUGACUUCGUUCGGGAGAAGAUUGGCGAGGGAUUCUUCUCGGAGGUGUUCAAGGUGACCCAUCGUACAACCGGAGAUGUGAUGGUGCUGAAGAUGAAUCAACGGCGAGCGAACCGGCCGAACAUGCUGCGGGAAGUGCAGCUACUGAACAAAUUAUCCCAUCCGAAUAUUUUGAGGUUUAUGGGCGUCUGUGUGCAGGAAGGUCAGCUACAUGCCCUCACCGAGUACAUCGAGGACGGUUCGCUGGAGCAGCUGAUCGCCAACAGCGCCGUCUAUUUGUCACCGCUGCUGAAGAUACGAAUCGCUCUCGGAAUUGCCCGAGGGAUGCAAUACGUGCACGAUGUCGGUAUCUUUCACCGAGAUCUAACGAGCAAGAAUGUGUUGGUGAAACGAACGGCGGACGGCGUAAUGUUUGACGCGGUGGUCGGAGAUUUUGGGUUGGCAGCCAAUAUCCCGCGAAAAUGUGGUAAACCACGACUGGACACAGUAGGCUCGCCCUACUGGAUGAGCCCGGAGUGCUUGAAAGGGCAAUGGUACGACCAAACCAGUGAUGUGUUUUCCUACGGGAUCAUCCUCUGCGAGCUGAUUGCGCGGAUUGAGGCUGAUCCUGACAUAAUGCCAAGGACUGAUUCGUUCGGGCUGGACUACAUCGUGUUCGCCGAUCUCUGCCCGAACGAUACGCCACCGGCGUUUUUAAGACUGGCUUUUUAUUGCUGUACCUAUGAUCCAAAGAGUCGUCCCACGUUUACCGAGUGCAUCAAGAAGUGCACAUUGCUGUCGGACGUGUGUGAGGAUAACUACAGUCAUCAACAGCAGCAGCAGCAGCAACACAGACAUAGUAUAAGUAACGGCACUAACAGCGCAAGCACCGUCCUUUCCACGCUAUCGCCCAUCGCGGCAGCAAAUGGCAAUGGAUUGCCCUCACCUGCAUCAGUGACCUCUUCCUCUGUACAUUAUAGCAAUAGUAGUACCAGUAGUAGUAACAAUAGCAUUAGCACCACGAACAAUCUGAACACGACGUUGAACGGUAAUGCUACCGCGGCCAAGCGUAACUCGAUCGAUGUUGCCAACAUCAGUCCUACGAGUGAAUCUGCACCGGUCGGGAAAUUACCGCUCAGUCGAGAAAACAGCGCUAACGGUGAUCGGGAAGGGGAGAAUCCGCUCCACCACAGGCGAUCGCUAUCGGAGAACGUUAUCGUUUUCCCACCGCACACCACGCCUAGUGAUAAGGCACGCUACCAUAUGUACCAGCGAACGGCGACCAGCAGUAAGCUGGCCGAAUCGAUUAUUCCGGAAUCACUGCUCACCUACUCAAAUCAGACCCUGCGGAAGGUGGCCGAGACAAUGCUGCUCAAGGAUCCGCAGUAUAAGCUGCGCCCCAAGGUGGAUCUGGGAAGCGGACCGAAGGCUAACCCAUUCACCGCGCUGUCGCAGCUCAAAGGGGUGAAGAAGAUCCUUGGGCCGAACCCGGCGGUAACGUCGUACAGCUCGGGGGAUCUGUUCAGCUCUUGUUUCGAAAUAUCCGCACCUCUGUUGCGUGAAUGGAAUAUAGUACAAAAUCGAAAUGCGAACAAUCGGGACGGCGUCAGCAGUGGAAGCAGCAGCACCGAAGGCCAACCCAAGAGUUUACCUAGUUCACCUACCUCUCCCAGGAAGGAAUAUGGCGAUGAUGAGGAGGAGCACGUAGCGCGAAGGCUUAAGGGGGCUAGUAAGCAAAAGUUGGAUCAACAAGAGGGCUGCGGAGACGACAGUGGUAAUCAUGUGGGAUACACCUUCACCCGGAAAGUUUCACUGGGCGGUGGUUCGGGAAUGAAAAAGUAUCGAGCCAAUUUCACCGAACUUUCUAGUCAUCCGCUCUAUAAGAGUGGUGCAAUCGAAACUGAAUCCAACAGUAUCUCUGUUGGCGACAGUGCUACUAGUGGAAGUUCGAACGCUAAUACCGACAGUGGCACCGAGGAAGGUGGGAAUGAUACGAUGGCAGCGUUAGUUAACGGAUUCGCUGGUGAAUUGAAGAAGUCCAGUUCGAGCGUGAUCGGGGAAGGGAUGCUCGAUACGCCAAGGAUUUUAACGAGAAGGGGUUCCACCGAGAGCGGAUUCUUUUCGUGUCUAAAUGAGGACUUUAGCACCUACAAAUCAUCGCAAUGUGGUUGUAUGGAGAAAACUCCUAUCGAAUCAGCCGACCGGUUGUCGGUUUGUAGAUGUAUUUAUGGCGGAAUGAACAAUGUGACUGGAAGAAUGAAGGACCUUGAACUUUCCUCGAAUCAAACGCUGAACGAUAGCUCCAGUGUAUUGCUAUUUGACGAGUCCUCGACGAAUGUGAGUUCGUUGAGAAGUAUGGAUGACCUCGAGCUAUCGGAUUCAAUUAGGAAAAAGUUCAACUAUCGACAUCAUGUUCUAAGCAAUGUCGAUAUUGAUGCACGUUCCAUCGAUAUGGGUCUGAUAAAUAGGCUUGCACUGGACUCGGAAAUUCAUAGCAUGAUACAGAAGAAUCAAUUCACGAACCAACUUCUCUACUGCAAGAAUCGUUCGUCAUCGAUUUUCACCGACAGUUCAGAUGACAUAAGCUCGCUGGCAGGAUCAGAUUCACUGUUGUGGGAUGAUCGUUCGUACACGACGAUUCCCAACACGCGUUCGGCUCAAAUCGCCAAGAUAGUCGAGUAUUUUGAACGCAAAGGUCAAACCUUCAAACCAUUCACUGUACCUGACUCGGCUUUCGGCAUGACAGCCGGACAUUCUGGCUCUUCCGCUUCGUCGACCUCGUCGACCUCCGCGUCCAGUGCUCACCAUCCGUAUCAGUAUCACCAACUGCAUCGAGGGAGUGGAGCAGGGUCCUCUGAUCUUUCGAGACGACCAUCAUCGAACGGUUUCUGCAAGUUUACUACCGCGGCAGAGCUUCGCCAGCGGACCGAGUACGAAGCGUUCUGUUUGGAUUUGGAGCGGAAACAAGCUCCGAUCAGCAUCCAGCAACAGUAUCAUCACCAGCAGCAGCCUCAGCAAUAUCAUCGACUGAACAACAUUUGCGAGGGUAAUGUUCGGUCCAAGCUGCAGCUGUUCGACAAGAUGAAACAGCAAAACGGUGCGCAAGCCCAGACUACUGUGCAAAGCUCCUCCAGCAGUAACAGUAUAAGCAACACAAACGGCCAAACCCCGGCCAAUGGCAACUGUUGUAACGUCAAUGGCACUAAUGGAGUGUAGUAGGUUUGGAUUGCGAACACUUGCGUUGGGGUAGUUUUAAGCUUUAGGGUGCAAUGAAGCGCCGUGCAUGAAUUCUAGAGACAAAUACUUACUAAAUGACACGUUGUGACCAAA
Messenger RNA from Toxorhynchites rutilus septentrionalis, 4601 nucleotides. RefSeq names its product probable serine/threonine-protein kinase DDB_G0278901 (gene cdi). The record is from RefSeq and is a predicted model, not a curated record. Gene Ontology annotation, cellular component: nucleus; cytoplasm. Gene Ontology annotation, biological process: protein phosphorylation; actin cytoskeleton organization. Bases 1170 to 4487 code for a protein of 1105 amino acids. NCBI's taxonomy places the organism in Eukaryota, Metazoa, Arthropoda, Insecta, Diptera, Culicidae. The transcript has 9 exons. Gene Ontology annotation, molecular function: protein serine/threonine kinase activity; ATP binding.